Messenger RNA from Closterium sp. NIES-65, 1545 nucleotides. Lineage: Eukaryota; Viridiplantae; Streptophyta; Zygnematophyceae; Desmidiales; Closteriaceae. The record is from the annotation of a GenBank genome assembly.
AUGGCUUCCAGGGCUGGAGUAUCCAUAGGCCGAGGUGCAGGCAGGGCUCAGGGCAGCGCACCGGGAUCUCCACCACGACCUAUGCAGGGGCGAGUAGGGGAUGGACCGGGAGGAGCCGGCGCGAUCUUCGUUGGGGGGUUGCUUACCGUACCGGCGCCGACCUCUCGUCGCUCUUUCCGUUACGACGGCCCUCGACCCCCUCCUUCGGGGCAGACGCCGACGCAGCCGGAGAGCGGCAGUGAGGAGGAGGAUGAGGAGGAGGAUGGUGAGGGCAAGAAGGAGGAGGACACAGAGGGGAGCGGGGAUGACAGCGAGGCGGCGUGGGACCCAGAGACGCAUGGCGGUGGAGAGGGGGGAGAUGAUGAUGAUGAUGAAGACCACAAGAUGGAUGGGUUGGAGCCAGAGGGGCGGGAGGAGGAGGUGGGAGAGGGUGGUGGAAGGGCGGCGACAGAGGCGGGAUUGCAGCAUGUGCGUGAAGGGGGAGGGAGCGUGGGGGUUAAGGUGGGGGGGAGAAAGGCCGUGACCGUUAGGGAGCCGAGGCAGAGGAAGAAGGCCAACAAGUUGAGGGAGCGGGCGUAUCCUUGCACGUUCACUGGGGAGCCCUUGGGCGAGGGUGUGAUCGCUCCCGAGUUCCUGGACGAGGACGGAGGGUCUGAGAGUAGUAAGGGGACUGGCAAGGGUAAUAGGAAGCCGGGGUGGCAAGUAAUGAUAUUCGGACCGUUAGGGGCAGACGAUAAGCGUCAGUGCAAGAUUUGCACAGACAGGAUUUCGUGGAAGAAAUCCACAACAACCUCCGGCGAGCGGCACUUUGCGAGCUUCCACACUGCGCACAUGCAUGUGUGGCAUCACUGUUACCACACCCCGUCCGUUCACUUGCCAGGGGAGACGUUUCCACGUGGGGGCUACAAGGGAGUGCCGGAUGGCUACGUCUAUCAGUGGCCACAUGCCAAGACUUGGCCGCAGCUCGCUAAGGGGAAAGGGAUGGCGACUGGUGGAGGUCAUGGGUCAGGCGGGAUGGAGCGGUGGAUGACAACCAAACUGACCUCGGUGCAGCUACCGCAGGAGAUCACGAAGCGAGUAGUCACCUGCGACCUCCCCUUCCGCAUCGUCGAGGCCAAGGCCUUUCGUGAGCUACUCAUCCUGCUAAACCGCAACUGCGCGCAGAAGAACUUCAUCCCCUCGCGCUGGACGGUUUCCCGCGAUACAGUGGUCUAUGCGGCUGCCGCUCUUCAGUCAGCCAUUGCGGAGAUGCUGGCGAAGGAGGGGGAGCUGGGGUGCAGGGUGUCGUUCACCAUCGACAUGUGGAGGUCGCACAACAACAGGGCGUGGCUAGUGGUAACGGGUCACUGGAUCGACGAGAAUUACCAGCUGCGCACAAUGGUGUUUGAAUUCCGCGAGAUUCACGGGCGUCACACGGGCAAGCAGAUGGCGAGGGUGGUUGAGGAGACUGUGGUGCAGUGGGGGUUGGAGACGCGUUGUUUUGGGUUCACCUCAGACAACGCCUCCAGCAACACUGCCGCUUUCAGGUGGGCCUAUGCGGCUUGA